Messenger RNA from Nothoprocta perdicaria, 1197 nucleotides. RefSeq names its product visual system homeobox 2 (gene VSX2). Lineage: Eukaryota; Metazoa; Chordata; Aves; Tinamiformes; Tinamidae. The record is from RefSeq and is a predicted model, not a curated record. The transcript is spliced from 5 exons. Gene Ontology annotation, molecular function: DNA-binding transcription factor activity, RNA polymerase II-specific; sequence-specific double-stranded DNA binding. The coding region runs from base 1 to 1152 and encodes 383 amino acids. Gene Ontology annotation, cellular component: nucleus. Gene Ontology annotation, biological process: regulation of transcription by RNA polymerase II.
AUGACGGGCAAGGCGGGCGCGCCGCUGGCCCCCAGCCUGCCCGCAAAGCCCAAGCCCGACGGCGCGGCCGCCGCCGCCGCCCCGCCGCCCCCGCCGCCCCCCGCCGCGGGGGCCAAGCCCAGCUCCGGGCCCACCCCUCCCCGCUGCACCGGCUUCGGCAUCCAGGAGAUCCUGGGCUUGAACAAGGAGCCGCCGCCGCACCCCCGGGCCGCCCUGGACUCGCUGCCCGCCGGGCACCUGCUGGCGGCCCGCUCCGUGCUCAGCCCCGCCGGCGUGGGCGGCGUGGGCAUGGGGCUGCUGGGCGCCGGCGGCAUCCCCGGCUUCUACGCGCAGCCCACCUUCCUCGAGGUGCUCUCCGACCCGCAGAGCGUGCACCUGCCGCCGCUGGCCCGCGCGCCCGCGCAGCUCGACAGCAGCCAGACGGCCAGCUCAGAUUCCGAGGAUGUCUCCUCCAGCGACCGAAAAAUGUCCAAAUCGUCCCUAAACCAGAGCAAGAAACGAAAGAAGAGGCGGCACAGGACUAUCUUCACAUCCUACCAACUGGAGGAGCUGGAAAAGGCCUUCAACGAGGCCCACUACCCUGAUGUGUAUGCUAGAGAGAUGUUGGCCAUGAAAACAGAGUUGCCAGAAGACAGGAUACAGGUCUGGUUCCAGAACCGCCGGGCCAAGUGGCGGAAGAGGGAGAAGUGCUGGGGCAGGAGCAGCGUGAUGGCAGAGUAUGGCCUCUACGGAGCCAUGGUGCGCCACUCCAUCCCACUGCCCGAGUCCAUCCUCAAGUCUGCCAAGGACGGCAUCAUGGAGUCCUGCGCCCCUUGGCUCCUGGGGAUGCACAAAAAAUCUCUGGAGGCAGCGGCUGAGGCAGGAAGGAAGACGGAGGUGGAACGCCAGGCCCUGCCCAAGCUUGACAAGAGCGACAAGGAAGAGAGGGGCCCAGAUCCCAAAACCACCAUUUCCCAGGAAGAACUGAGAGAAAACAGCAUUGCUGCCCUCAGGGCCAAAGCUCAGGAGCACAGCACCAAAGUCCUGGGAACCAUCGCUGGGGACCCCCCGGCCCUGGGCAGGAAGCCAGAGAAGGGGGAGGAGGCCGCGGUAGAGGAUGAGAGACAGACGGAGAAGUCAAACUCAUCACAAAAGGAGGAGAAGCUGAUCUAGAGGGGAAGAGAUGACGAAAACCAGCCCCAAAAGACACUGUCUCCU